Acanthosepion pharaonis is the source of this 1200-nucleotide messenger RNA. The record is from the annotation of a GenBank genome assembly. Lineage: Eukaryota; Metazoa; Mollusca; Cephalopoda; Sepiida; Sepiidae.
AUGCUCUUCCUCUUUGAGACCUUCCACUUUGAGACCAUUCACUUUGAGACCUCCCAUUUUGAGACAUUCCAUUUUGAGACGUUCCACUUUAAGAGCUCCGACUUUCAGACAUUCAAUUUUGAGACCUACGAUUUUGAGACCAUUCACUUUGAGAACUUCCCCAUUGAGACCUUCCCCUUUGAGACCAUCCACUUUGAGAACAUCCAUUUUGAGUCCUUCCAUUUUGACAACUUCCUCUUUGGGAUCUUCCCCUCUGAGACCAUCCACUUUGAGACCAUUCACUUUGAGACCUCCCACAUUGAGACCUCCCACUUUGAGACCUUCCAUUUUGAGAACUUCGAUUUUGAUACCUUCCAUUUUGAGUCCUUCCAUUUUGAGACCUUCCACUUUGAGACAUUCCAUUUUGAGACCAUCCACUUUGAAGCCAUGAACUUUGAGUCCUUCUAUUUUGAGACCUUUCCCUUUCAGACCAUCCGCUUUGAGACAUUCCCCUUUGAGACCAUCCACUUUGAGACCAUUCACUUUGAGACUUUCCGAUUUGAUAUCUUCCACUUUGAGACCAUCCACUUUCAGUCCUUCCAUUUUGAGACCUUCCCCUUUGCGACCUUCCCCUUUGAGACCAUCCACUUUGAGAUUUUCCACUUUCUGUCCUUCCAUUUUGAGACCUUCCCCUUUGAGUCCAUCCACUUUGAGAACUUCCACUUUGAGACCAUCCAUUUUGAGACAUUCCCCUUUCAGACCAUCCACUUUGAGACCAUACACUUUGAGACAUUCCACUUUGAGAGCAUCCACUUUGAGACCAUUCAUUUUGAGACCUUCCACUUUGAGUCCAUCCACUUUGAGACCAUCCACUUUGAGACCAUUCAUUUUGAGACCUUCCUCUUUGAGACCUUCCCUUUUGAGACUAUCCACUUUGAGACCAUCCACUUUGAGUCCUUCCAUUUUAAUACCUUUCCCUUUGAUACCAUACGCUUUGAGACCUUCCGCUUUGAGAUCUUCCACUUUGAGACCAUCCACUUUCAGUCCUUCCAUUUUGAGACCUUCCCCUUUGAGUCCAUCCACUUUGAGAACUUCCACUUUGAGACCAUCCAUUUUGAGACCUUCCCCUUUCAGACCAUCCACUUUGAGACCAUACACUUUGAGACAUUCCCAUUUGAGACCUUCCAGUUUGAGAGCAUCCACUUUGAGCAUUCAUUUUGA